Molecule: messenger RNA, 552 nt
Organism: Dibothriocephalus latus
Lineage: Eukaryota; Metazoa; Platyhelminthes; Cestoda; Diphyllobothriidea; Diphyllobothriidae
Source: the annotation of a GenBank genome assembly
AUGACCAGCAACGGCCAUCUCGGUCAGGAGACGGAGUCUGCGUAUCACCCCUAUCAUCGGCACAAUUCCCGCCCCAAUGCAGCGGCCCUCUUCCAAAAGAAUGAGAGGAAGGAGGCACUCUACUACUGCCAGUGGCUGGAACAAGUAAGCAGGGGACUGCAAGACACAGCGGAGAAACGGUGCUGUACACGAGUCUUCCAUUCGAUCAGCGAGAUUGUCAACCACCUGACGCUGGAGCAUGUGGGUGGGCCAGAACAACUGAACCACACUUGUUACUGGCAGGGCUGUCCGCGGCUGGGGCGUCCCUUCAAGGCCAAGUACAAAUUAGUCAACCACAUCCGUGUGCAUACCGGAGAGAAGCCCUUCCCCUGUCCCUUUCCCGGCUGCUUGAAGGUCUUUGCACGCAAUCAAAAAGCUGUUCAGUCUGCAGAACUCGCAUUUUACAGGGCCAAGUCACAUACAAUGACGGGUGGAAAGGGCACGGGACGUUUAGAACCGGAGGUUCAUCCACUCGACGUGGUGGAUUCAUACUUGAACCCAAUUUUGCGUUAG